This is a messenger RNA of Gavialis gangeticus (Gharial), 5272 nucleotides long. It is a transcript of the gene UACA, whose product is annotated as uveal autoantigen with coiled-coil domains and ankyrin repeats. Bases 379 to 4584 code for a protein of 1401 amino acids. The record is from RefSeq and is a predicted model, not a curated record. NCBI's taxonomy places the organism in Eukaryota, Metazoa, Chordata, Crocodylia, Gavialidae. The transcript has 19 exons. Gene Ontology annotation, molecular function: actin binding.
GCAGCAGGGGAGCUGCAAAACCAGACGCCGAGGGUAGGGCUUCCCUACGGGGACAGCCACGGUGACAGCCACGGUGCAAAGCGGGACCGGAGGAAGAACUGCUCCGCCUGCCUCGGCUGUCUCUGCACCCUUGGAAGAAGGAGGGGAAACUUUUAUCCAAAGAGUUAUGAAGUCUGAAGAAGACCCUGAAGAUGGAGAAAAUAUCCUGGGGGAACCAAGCUAAGUGAAGGAUGGAGCAGAAUAAAUGUCGAGCAGUAGACGUAGCCGGUGUCCUCGAGCAGCCUGCUUUGAACUCCGGCUGGGCGCUUGCUUUGUGAGCUUCAGCAAUUUUAAACUGAAUGCAAGAUAAAUUAUUUGCUGCUGGCAGCAAAUUCUAGGAUGAGCUGUUGGUUUUCCUGUGCUGCAAAAAACACACUGAAUACAGACUGGAACAAAUAUGACGAUCGGUUGAUGAAAGCAGCUGAAAGGGGAGAUGUGGAGAAAGUGUCAUCAAUCCUUGCCAAAAAGGGAGUCAAUCCCACUAAACUGGAUGUGGAAGGGAGGUCUGCGUUUCAUGUUGUAGCAUCAAAGGGAAAUCUAGACUGCUUGAAUACCAUUCUUCUACAUGGGGUUGAUAUCAAAGCCACUGAUGCUGCAGGGAGAAAUGCAUUGCAUCUAGCUGCGAAAUAUGGACAUGCUCUUUGUUUGCAGAAGCUCUUACAGUUCAAUUGUCCAACUGAAAAUGUGGAUUUGCAGGGCAGGACUGCUCUUCAUGAUGCAGCGAUGUCGGACUGUUCCUCUGGCAUACAGCUACUGUGUGAUCAUGGAGCUGCGGUGAAUGCCAAAGAUGGGGAUGGGAGGACACCACUGGUGCUGGCCACUCAGAUGUGUCGUCCAAGCGUAUGUCAAAGUCUGCUGGAUAGGGGAGCUGACCUUAACUCCAGAGACAAACAAAACAGGACUGCUCUAAUGUUAGGCUGUGAAUAUGGCUGCAGGGAUGCAGUAGAAGUUUUGCUCAGAAACGGUGCGGAUGUUAGUUUGGUUGAUGCCCUUGGUCAUGACUGUGCUUACUAUGCCAGAAUUGGUGACAAUGUUGACAUUUUGGCCCUACUAAAGACUGCCAUUGAGGAUUCCAACAAAGUGAGGGACCUCACGAAGAAAGGGCAGCCUGAACAGAAGGUCGCUAGCACGCCCCAGAAAUGGAACCAGCAGCAGGCACAGGAUGAAGUGAACUUCUGGCCGUAUCAGAGGGAACACCUGACUAUGCAGGAACUGGAGACAGAAAAUAAAGAUUUGAAAGACAGAUUGAGAGAAGUUCAGCAGGAACAGAGAAUGCUACUAGACAGAUUCAAUGGACUUCAGCUACAGCUGAACGAGGAGCAAAUGGUUGCUGAUGAUCUUGAAAAUGAGAAAGAUGAGCUGAGGAGACUUCUGACAGCCAAGGAAAACCAACAGGAGGAGAGCUUAAGAACUAUUGACACUCUGAAAUCUAAGCUUAAGUACUAUGAGGGUGACUACAUGGGGUCUGGAAGCAAUUUUGGCAACAGGAAGGAAGAUAUGCUGCAUAAACAGGGUCAAGUAUUUGCUGCAGAAUCACAGACUAGGUCUAUGCUGAGGCCACUGGAGCUUUCCCUCCCCAACCAAUCCUUCACAUCUGAGAACGAACUUCUAAGGAGAGAGCUCGACAACUUGAGAGCUGCCUAUGGUGCCGCAAAAGAAGAAACGAGCAGACUUCAGCGAGAGCUGUCUCAUAAGGCAGCUGAAUGCAGAGCGUUGGCACUGGAAUAUGAGAGAACCAAAGUGGAAUCGGACGGGCAGAUAAAGCAGUUGGAGGAUGCUCUGAAAGACGUGCAGAAGCGAAUGUUUGACUCGGAAGGCAAAGUCAAGCAAAUGCAAACCCACUUCCUUGUGCUGAAGGAUCACUUGACUAACGAAGCCGCUACAGGAAACAGUAAGCUAGUAGAAGAGCUGAAGGAUCAGGUGAAAGACAUGAAAGCAAAAUACGAAGGAGCCUCUGCAGAAGUAGGCAAGCUAAGGAACCAGAUCAAGCAGAACGAGCUGCUGGUUGCAGAGUUCAGGCGAGAUGAAGGAAGGCUGGUGGAGGAAAACAAGAGGAUGCAGAAGGAGCUUGGUAAGUUUGAGAUGGAGCAAGAGAAGAGAGCGAGGAACGUCCUGGAGGCCGAAGGGCAGCUCAAAGACAUGGCUGCAAAGCUAGCCCUCUCCGUGCCUGCUGAGAAGUUCGAGGCGAUGAAGAGUUCAUUAUCAAACGAAGUGAACGAGAAGGCGAAGAAGUUAGCAGAGAUGGAAAGAGAGAGUGGAAAGCUGCAGGCAGAAUUUUGGCUUUUAAAGAGAGACCUUGAGAGUCAGAAAGUGAAAUUGGUUCAGCAUGUGAAGCUGGAGGAACAUGAACAAAUGAGACGCAGUCUCGAGCAAAAAAACGAGGAACUUGGGAAGACCGUUUCUGAAGCGAUGUCAAAGAAUCAGUCUCUGCAGAAGGAAAUGGAGAAGGUUCACGUGGACAACAAGCUGCUGAAGCAGCAACUACAAGCACUAAAAGCGGAGGUUAAAAGCCAAUACGUGCCAUUAAAACUGAUGGAAGAGGUGAAAAGAGCCAACGAAGUGACCAUGGGUGAUCUGACCAAGAAACUUUCUGAAGUCACGCAGAAGUAUAUUGAGAACAAAGCAGAAGCAGAGAAGUUGCUGGCAGAAAAGACCAGCUUAAGUCAGAAUGUAAGUCACUUUCAGGCUGUGUACCUGUCCCCAGAACAACAUGAGAAAGAAACAGCAGCCUUGAAAUCCAGCCUGGCUGAAGUGAAGAGGCAGCUUGCCGAGGCUGUUCAAAAAUGUGACGGCGAGCAAGUGAAAGCAUGCAAGCUGGCAUCAGAAAACACAGCUCUGAAAGAUGCCAUGAGGGAUCAGUAUGUACCAGUCGCAACGCAUGAAGAGAUUAAAACAAUCCUGAACAGCACGUUGGAAAAGACAACCAGGGACCUGUCAGAUCUCGAGGGAAAAACCGAAGAGCUAAAGCAAGAAUUUGUGAGAGUCAAUGAAGAGAAUGGAACUUUGAAAAACAAGAUGAAACUCCUGCAAACCCAAAUCCAGACAGAAUACAUCAGUGGAAAAGAUCACGAGCGUCAGGUGUCUGGCUUGAAUGAAAGCCUGCUCGAGCUUCAGGAAAGCAAUGCUGAGCUGAUGGCUAAAUAUAAGAGAGGCCAAGAGGAGAUCUUACAGUUGCAUGCAGAAAUUGAAGCCCAGAAGAAAGAACUCGACACAAUCCAAGAAUGCAUCAAGUCCAAAUAUGCUCCGCUCUCCUAUUUUGAGGAGAAAGAGCAAAACUUUGAAGCUGCGGUGAAAGAGCUGAAAGAGCAGUUGCUAGACCAGACGCAGAAGUGCCAAGAAAGUGAGGAGGAGACCAGAAGGUGUAAAGAGGAGAAUGAAAAGUUAAGGAGUGAGUUUUUGUCCAUACAAAAUGACCUGCAACAGAACUAUGUUCUGGCUGAGAAAUCCCAUGAAAUGGAAAAAAUGUUCACCGCCAGAAUGGAAGAGCUGAACAAGCAGCUGAGAGACUUGCUGAAAAAAUACACUGAUGUAAAGCAGGAGAAGGACAAGCUGCAAGAGGAGAGCAUGAAGCAGAUCUCAGAAGCUCGUGCCAUGCAAAGUCGUCUGCAGGGCCAGUACAUUCCAGUGAAGGAGUUUGAAAGCUUGAAGGAGAGUCUUGGCCGUGCAGUUGAGGAUCUGAAAGAAGACCUUGGUAGAAAGAAGGCAAGUUAUGACAGAGAGGUGCAGAAAGUAGCCAAACUGCAGCAGGAGUUAGCAGAUCUAAAGAAUUCCUCAAUACCUUUGGUAGACCACACGCAGGUAAAGGAAGUGUUGGAACGAGAAAUCUUAGCAAUCAAAAUGACUUUGAAAGAAAAGGAGGAGGAGAACCAAGGAAAAAGCGAGGAACUCUCGAAACUCCGGUUGGAGAUCCAGAGUGCUAAGCAAGCCUUAACAGACCUGGAGAGCAAAGAAGUAGUAGAUAUGUCAGAGUAUAAAUCCAUGAGAAGUGCUCUAGAGACCCAGAUUGCCAACGUGACUGAAAACUUGGCCAGCUUAACUAAGAAAUAUGAGGAAGCAUGUGAAGAAGCCUUGCAAGCCAAGAAGAGUGAGCUGUCUUUGAAAGACGAAAAAGAAUUGCUUCAAUCCCGGAGUUCCAGCAUAGAGCAAGAAAUCAAGGACCAGAAAGAGAGAUGCGAUAAGUCUUUGACGACCAUUAUUGACUUGCAGAAGAGAAUACAGGAAUCUGCAAAGCAAGUGGAAGCAAAAGAUAACAAGAUAACGGAGCUGCUAAAUGAUGUGGAGCGGCUGAAGCAGGCUCUGAAUGGCCUGUCUCAGCUCACGUACACCAGCGGAGUAUCUUCAAAGAGGCAGAACCAGCAGGUAGAAACGCUCCAGCACCAAGUGAAAACCCUGCAGCAGCAGCUGGCUGAUGCUAAAAGACAGCACCAAGAGGUGAUUGCAGUUUAUCGGACCCAUCUUCUCAGUGCUGUGCAGGGUCACAUGGAUGAAGAUGUCCAAGCUGCGUUGCUUCAGAUCAUCCGCAUGAGACAGGGGCUUGUAUGUUAGUGUGCUCAGUGCUGCGCCUCCGCAACGCCCAACUGCUGCAUCCAGGAAGAGCACUGUGAUUACAGGAGUGUUAACCUUUGCGAGCUUUAUCUUAUUGUGAUGUUCUUAACUGUAAAAACAAAACAAAAAACCCCCUAAGAAAUAUUUAUUCCAAGUAGGAAGCAGAUGUGAGGUGGCUGGAAUCCAUUUACUCCUUGUAAAAUAGAACAAUAGGAUAAAUGAAGUUCAAAUCAGGCGCUUCAGAUAAGUGGACUCUGAACGUAUCUUACAAUUGGUGUAUGAGCUGGCAGUCAAAAUGAUGACAUGGCAAUUCAUUUUUUUUAAUGUCGGAUUGACCACUCUUAAAACCCACAUCCCAAAACUUCAGCUUGAUCCUAUUGUUAACUGACAAAGUGUGAAUGAAGAUCUAAGGCUAAACUGAAGUGACCUUGGCUGAAAUACUGUGGCUAUUUGCAUUUUUCUUCUGGUUAAAAAGUGUGUUUUCUUUUUCUUCUUUUGCCGGUCAUAUUAACUGACCAAGACUAGUUUCAAAAUCUGCGGUGUGUCGACUACAUAACAAGACUGAUGGUGUCAAAGUCUACGUGGUAACUUGGCUGGCCAAGUUGCAUUUGCUAUUUAAGUAAUUUUUAAGACUUGGUGCCUUUUGCUUUUUACUAGUGGUACAAAUACCAGGUUCUUUCCUAUCAAA